CUAGGAGAUGUGAUGCUAUAGUAUAGACCGAGGAAAAUGAAAAUAAUGGCUUAUUGUAGCAUUUGAUAACUAUGGCCUUAAGAGUUGUCAUUUUUUUCUUAAAAUACAUUUCUGGUGUGCUACACUGUACUAAACAGUCCCAGUAAUGUGCAGCUUUGUUACACAGUGUCCCUGAAAACAUUUAUAAAUCUUGGCAAAUAUUCCUAAAGGCAUUGCUGUGUGAGAACAAGAUAGGGGAAAUCUGGCCUAGCACAGGGUUCAUUAGAAAACUAAGGGAUAAAAAAAAAAAAUAAUCUGACCUGCUCUCCCACAUUCCAAGGCUGGGUCCAUGGUGAGCUGAGCACUUACAUCAUAUACUGUAGCUAAAGUUGUUAAAACAGCAAUUAUGUCAACCAAGUUUCCAAUUGUCUGAGAAAGGUGUACUUUUUCAUUGCAGUCAUUUUUUUAGAAGCAGAAACAACGACACUAAUGCUUCUGAUUUUUCUCCUCUUAAGGGAAGUUGGAGUUGUUGCAGUGCAUUUGGAGCAAGUUCCAUUCACGGACACCUGUUGUGUAAUAGGUUUUCUGAGCAAUAUAUAUAUAUCUGGGGAUGGAGAGGUGGAUAUGAGUAUUGUACUUUGUAUCUCACAGACAGGUAGAGGAAGCUGACGCUCUGUGCCAGGACCAGAAGGGAAGCGCACAAUGCAGUGCAACCAGGAUAUGGACUAUUACAUGAGCCUGUGCCUUGCCAUUAUUAGCAUUCUCUUCCUGAUCAGACAGUUCACUUAUCCUGCUGCUUAUGGGAAACAUGUUGUCACUGGCAAGAAGCAAACUUAUUUCAUGGUCCCGGCAAAGUAUGGCUGGUUUAUCCAAGAGUUACCCUCCUUCCUGGUCCCGGUUGUCGUUAUACUUUACAGACAGCAAUGCAGCUCCCUUGGCUGCAAGAUGCUUUCAUUCAUGUUCUGCGGACACUAUUUCCACAGGACUUUUAUCUAUUCUGCUUUCACAAGAGGAAGACCAUCACCUAUACGCAUAGUUCUUAUGGCUGUUGUAUUCUGUACCUAUAACGGAUUUCUGCAAGGGCACUGUAUGAUUUAUGUAGCUACAUAUCCAAAAGAUUGGUGCAUGGAUCUACGAUUUCUAUCAGGUGUGUUAAUAUUCUGUCUUGGAAUGGGGAUCAACAUUCACAGUGAUCAUAUUCUACGCAAAUUAAGAAAACCCAGCGAGGUUGCAUACAAAAUACCCCAAGGAGGAAUGUUUAAUUAUGUAUCUGGGGCAAAUUAUCUUGGUGAAAUUGUUGAAUGGUUUGGAUAUGCUGUUGCAACGUGGUCACUGCCAGGAUUUGCCUUUGCUUUCUUUACCUUGUGUUGCAUUGGCCCACGGGCUUGCCAUCAUCACAAAUUUUACCUCCAAAGUUUUAAAGAUUAUCCACCAGAAAGGAAGGCUCUGAUUCCAUUUAUUUUCUAACUCAACGGAUGGGGGAAGAUUCAUUUUUUAAGUGUAAAGAAGACAUUUUAGGAGAUUAAGUGCUCUUCGCGGGAUUCUUAUUGCAUUUUUUAAUAUGUUGGAUAAACACACUCCUAGCUGUAUAUAAAGAUAUAUGUCUUCCAAUUUAAAUGUAUCUUUUUCUUAAAGCUUAUCUUUUUAUAUAUAUAUAUAUUUUUAAACUGAACCUUAUGCCACAUAUAAAUACAAUAUCAUUUAGUCAGACCUUCGUAAUGUGCCCAUACAUGCUUUGGCUUUGCAAGUUGUGUUUAAUGGGUGGUUCACUUUAAGUUAAUGUCUUGUAUGUUAUAGAAUGACUAAUUCUAAGCAACCGUUCAUUUGG
Xenopus laevis (African clawed frog) is the source of this 1807-nucleotide messenger RNA. It is a transcript of the gene srd5a2.L, whose product is annotated as steroid-5-alpha-reductase, alpha polypeptide 2 (3-oxo-5 alpha-steroid delta 4-dehydrogenase alpha 2) L homeolog. Lineage: Eukaryota; Metazoa; Chordata; Amphibia; Anura; Pipidae. The record is from RefSeq and is a predicted model, not a curated record. The transcript is spliced from 5 exons. Gene Ontology annotation, molecular function: oxidoreductase activity; oxidoreductase activity, acting on the CH-CH group of donors; 3-oxo-5-alpha-steroid 4-dehydrogenase activity. Gene Ontology annotation, cellular component: endoplasmic reticulum membrane; membrane. Gene Ontology annotation, biological process: steroid biosynthetic process; steroid metabolic process; lipid metabolic process. The coding region runs from base 682 to 1446 and encodes 254 amino acids.